AUGACUACUGCCAUAAAUCCUUCUACCAUCAGCCACGCUGCACCAACAACUGCCAAUGCCAAAAAAAAAGUAACGAAAAGAACAGAGACGAGCAGCCGGCCAAACAGCAUACCCCCGAGCUCCACUGAUGGCACCAUUUCAUCUUCAAAUAUCACUAUGGUAUCAAAAGAUGGAAUAAAUAACUCUGCCACUAACUUCAACAGAAUCCCUAUGUCUUUAGCAACAUCUACAACAAUGGGUGACUUUUCUGGAGUGACCAAGAGUGCUGCAGCUACUUCUACUUCCACUGCGACACCAAGUAACUCCACAGUCACCUACAGUACCCCUUCGGCUGCAGUGCUCCCCAGUGAUAACUCUUCAACCAGUCCCGCUGCGUUGUUCCCCACGGGUAUCACUCUGACAUCACCCACGGUGAAGCAGGACAGUCCUACACCAAACUUCAACCCCAUUCAGCAGACAACAGAGCUGAAUCAUAAUUUCAGCAAUCCUUCUACUGCAUCAUCGAAUUCAAAAGAUGCCAAUGAAGAGGAAACCAACAAAGGAGGAGUAAUAGUUGGUGUCAUUGUAGGAGCCAUUUUGGGAUCGAUAUUAAUUGGUCUGAUUGGAUAUUUUAUCUGUGGUAAGAAAAGGUCUGAGUCAUUUUCCCACAGACGGCUUUAUGACGACACAAGGAAUGACCCUGUUCUCCACUUAGACAACUCACUUGGACCAUACGAUAUGAGUUUUGGAUGUGCGUCAGAUGACAAAACCAGCACAGCAGACAAGGCAGAGAAAGACAACGCAGGGUGCCCAUCUGAUGGCAUUCCUAUGGCUGACAUGACACCAUCCCACCCUUCAUCGUAA
Fulmarus glacialis (Northern fulmar) is the source of this 843-nucleotide messenger RNA. It is a transcript of the gene MUC15, whose product is annotated as mucin 15, cell surface associated. Lineage: Eukaryota; Metazoa; Chordata; Aves; Procellariiformes; Procellariidae. The record is from RefSeq and is a predicted model, not a curated record. Bases 1 to 843 code for a protein of 280 amino acids. The transcript is spliced from 3 exons.